Messenger RNA from Clupea harengus (Atlantic herring), 3355 nucleotides. It is a transcript of the gene rasal1a, whose product is annotated as rasGAP-activating-like protein 1. Lineage: Eukaryota; Metazoa; Chordata; Actinopteri; Clupeiformes; Clupeidae. Gene Ontology annotation, biological process: intracellular signal transduction; negative regulation of Ras protein signal transduction; cellular response to calcium ion. The record is from RefSeq and is a predicted model, not a curated record. Gene Ontology annotation, molecular function: GTPase activator activity.
UCAGGCGAUAUAAGGUUUUGAGCGAAGGCGGACUGGUGGACCUCUGGUGACCAGAAUCAAUCGUUUGCUAAAUAACUUCAUCCAGGAGGGUCACUGUGUGGGCUACCACACUGCGCGCGUCCUCUCCUCCUCAAGGCGAUGCGCAGCGCGUUUAACAGCAGUGUCAGUGGACUACCGAGAGAAUUGCGAGGAUGGAGAUGAGGCGAAGUUGAAAUCCUGUUGCUUCUUGCCGAAUUGAACCAUGGCUAAGAAUACGUCGCUUUAUUUUCGUAUAGUUGAAGGACGGAAUCUGCCGGCGAAAGAUGUGUCGGGCACCAGCGAUCCCUACUGCAUUGUGAAAGUUGACAAUGAGGUCGUGGCCAGGACGGCCACCGUGUGGAAGAACCUGAACCCGUUCUGGGGGGAGGAGUACACCCUACACCUGCCUAUGGGCUUCCACAUGCUCUCCUUCUACGUCAUGGACGAGGACACCAUCGGCCAUGAUGAUGUGAUCGGCAAGAUCUCGCUGACUAAAGAGGUCAUUGCAGCUCAGUCAAAAGGGCUGGACAGCUGGCUGAACCUGACGAAGGUGGACCCGGACGAAGAGGUGCAGGGGGAGAUCCACCUGGAGCUGGAGCUGCGCCGAGAGGCCCAGCGCACCUGCCUCCGCUGCCACGUCAUCCAGGCCAGAGAUCUUGCCCCUAGAGACAUCUCUGGAACCUCAGACCCCUUCACCAGGAUCCUUUACAACAACCACAGCGCAGAGACCUCGAUCAUAAAGAAGACUCGAUUCCCCCACUGGGAUGAGACCCUGGAACUGAUCCUGGAUCAGGGGGAGGAGGAGGGGGGAGGCUGUGUGACAUUGGAGGUCUGGGACUGGGACAUGGUGGGCAAGAAUGACUUCCUGGGGAAGGUGGAGAUCCCGCUGGCCUGCCUCCACAGAACCCCACCUCUGCAGGGCUGGUUCCGUCUCCUGCCUCUGGGCAACACAGAGGACGAUGCUGGUGGUAAGCUGGGAGCGCUGCGUCUGAAGGUGCGUUUGGCAGAAGAGAGGAUCCUCCCCUCUGUGUACUACCAGCCCCUUAUAGACCUGCUAGUGGAGUCUGUCAUCUCACCUGCAGAGGUGGAGGACCCCACCCCUCUGAUCUUGCUGGAGGAAGUGACGACGGUAGAGAGUCGACAGGACGUUGCCAUGACGCUGGUGAAGAUCUACCUUGGCCAGGGGCUGGUGGUGCCAUUUCUGGACUACCUCAACACCAGAGAGGUCAACCACACCACGGACCCAAACACUCUGUUUCGCUCUAACUCCCUUGCAUCUAAAGCCAUGGAGCAGUUUAUGAAGGCUGUGGGGAUGUUGUAUCUACAUGAGGUUCUCAGGCCCAUCAUCAACCGUAUCUUUGAAGAGAAGAAGUAUGUGGAACUGGACCCCUGUAAGAUAGACCUCAACCGCAGCAGACGUAUUUCCUUCAAGGGCUCCAUGUCGGAGGCAGAGGUACGGGAGAGCAGUGUGGGCCUCCUGCAGGCUUACCUCAGCAGCAUCAUGGAGGCCAUCGUGGGCUCAGUGGCCCACUGUCCGCUGGUCAUGAGGGUGGUCUUCAAACAGCUGCACAAGAGGGUGGAGGAGCAGUUCCCUGAACACGAGGAUGUGAAGUAUUUGGCCAUCAGUGGUUUCUUCUUUCUGCGUUUUUUUGCUCCCGCCAUCCUUACGCCCAAACUCUUCCACCUGAGAGAUCACCAUGCCGACACACGCACCAGCCGAACACUGCUGCUGCUGGCCAAGGCUGUGCAGAGUGUGGGUAAUCUGGGUUUACAGUUGGGGCACGGGAAAGAGCAGUGGAUGGCCCCCCUGCACCCCACGAUCCUUUGCAGCGUGGCGUCCGUCAAAGACUUCCUGGACAAGCUCAUCGACGUCGACCACGACAACAUGUCAGAGGUUCCCCAGAGAGCGGUGUUCCUGCCCUCGGUGACGGUGAAAGAGGGGUUUCUGCAGAAGCACAAGGCUGAGGGGCCACAGCUGCUCAAACGCUUCGCCUUCAAGAAGCGCUACUUCUGGCUCAGCAGUGAGACGCUCUCUUACGCCAAGACCCCCGAUUGGCAGGUUCGCUCUUCUAUCCCAGUGCAGUGUGUGUGUGCCGUGGAGAGAAUGGAUGAGAACGCCUUCCAGCUGCACAAUGUCAUGCAGGUGGUCACACAGGACAGCGAGGGGCAGUUACACACCAUGUACCUGCAGUGCAAGAAUGUGAAUGAGCUGAACCAGUGGUUAUCGGCCAUUAGGAAGUUGAGCAUCUAUAACGAGCGCCUCCUCCCCUCCUUCCACCCCGCGUACCGCAGCGCCAAAUGGACCUGCUGCCUCCAGCCAGAGCGCACAGCGGUGGGCUGUAGUCGCACACACUCUGCAGUGACACUCGGAGACUGGAGUGAUCCUCUAGAUCCAGAUGCUGAAGCUCAGACCAUCUACAAACAGCUGCUACAGGGCAGAGACAAACUCAGGAAGCAGUACUUGGAGCCAGAGGAAACAGAAGGCGCGAGAGAGGAAGAGAAACCUGUGAGCUCUGGCCAGUCCUCAGAUGGCCUGAAGAGGGCAGUGCAGGCAUCAGAGCGGAGCAGAGCCAUGGCCACUCGUCUGCUGGAUGUUGUCAUGGAUCUGGAGCGCGCUCACACCACCUACCAACGGCGGGAGAGAGAGGAGGCCAGCUCUCUCAUCCUGCCCCCAUAGACUUCACACUACACACACGUAUACUAUAACUCCUGUACCUACACUCUAUGCUACACAGUCAUAUAUACCACUCACACCUAUACCACAAGUCCUAUACCAGUUAUACUCAUAAUGCACCAAGAACAUUCAUAACGUGCCCUACACAGUCAAACUCAUAUUGUUUUCUGGUCCCCGUACUUUAUAGUGCAUCUUGGGCAAAAGGUGGUGAUUAUGUGAUAUCUGGUGGAGGAGAGGAGGAGGCAUUUUCUUCAACCGCUAACCCAGCGACUAGGUUACAGAAAACAACCCAGAAGUAGUUAAAAUAACUCAACAAAAUGACCCAACAGCCUCAACCCAGCAACCCAGUGCACACUCACUCUGACUUUCACAUAUUCACACAGCACCCAACGCACUUACAAUGUUGCCGACGCAUUCAAACUGCAUUAGCAGAAUUAGCAAAAAAUGUUAAUUUGAUGGCGAAAGGAUCCCUGGUCCCCACUAAACUUGAGGUCCCCACUACAUCCAUAUGAGAGUAUGUUUACACUGAGGCUCUCAUUUACUGACAUUGCGACCGCAGCGCAAUCAGCGCCUUUGCCAAACCUAAUUAAAUGAUAUAUCAAAUAUAAACAUUUAAAAAAAUAACAUUUCUGAUUUUUUUAAUUUCUCGCAGGCACAUAGUUU